Messenger RNA from Camelina sativa (false flax), 639 nucleotides. The record is from RefSeq and is a predicted model, not a curated record. NCBI's taxonomy places the organism in Eukaryota, Viridiplantae, Streptophyta, Magnoliopsida, Brassicales, Brassicaceae.
AUGAAUUUCAAAGAGGAUGAGCUGCAACAUUAUACUUUGAUCGAGAUAGAACAGAUCCUCCACCAACAUGAACGGUCACUCAUGGACUUCAAUGAUAUGCCUAAACCUGAUUUAAAAGUCCUAAAAGAAUUAGGCAACAGCUUAUGGCGACAAGAACAACAGUACGACGUUUUAAAAGAGGGAGAAGAACAUCAUAAACUGUUCAACCAACUUAAUCCAGAACAACAAAAUGUCUACAAGGCAGUUUUGGAAUCCGUCUACAACAAUAUGGGACAACUAUUCUUCCUCUAUGGAGCUGGGGGAACUGGGAAGAAAUUUGUCUACAAGACAAUAAUCUCCAAAUUAAGAUCAGAGAAACGUAUAGUCCUACCUGUUGCUUCAUCUGGCAUUGCAGCGUUGCUUCUCCCAGGUGGAAGGACAGACCAUUCAAGGUUCAAGAUCCCUCUAAUCGUUACUGAAGAUUCCAUCUGUGAAAUUAAGAAAGGUACAAUGCUUGCAGAGCUACUAAUCAAAACUGACUUGAUCAUAUGGGAUGAAGCACCUAUGUCUCAUCGACACACAUUUGAGGCGCUCGACAGAACAUUGAGAGACUUGCUUUCCACAGAAGACUCUUCAGCGAGCGAAAAACCUUUUGGCUGA